Molecule: messenger RNA, 897 nt
Organism: Didymosphaeria variabile
Lineage: Eukaryota; Fungi; Ascomycota; Dothideomycetes; Pleosporales; Didymosphaeriaceae
Gene: CCC1
Product: Protein ccc1
Exons: 1
Coding region: 1-897 (298 amino acids)
Biological process (GO): intracellular manganese ion homeostasis
Cellular component (GO): fungal-type vacuole membrane
Molecular function (GO): manganese ion transmembrane transporter activity; iron ion transmembrane transporter activity
Source: RefSeq, a predicted model, not a curated record
AUGGCGACUAUACUAGGGACUUCGUACGGCGCGCUUUGGAACGAGAACGAGAACUCGGCGGUAUAUUCGAUGCUACCGACGACGCCUUCAGCUGUUGUUGAUGUCGAGCGUAUGGACAAGGGGAAUGACGAUGGAACUUCAAGCCAGACCACCCUCCAAUCAUGCUCAUCAACAAGUCGAGCGUCACGAAUUGAUCCGCGCAUCAUCUCAGACGCCAUUAUCGGUCUGUCAGACGGUCUCACUGUGCCAUUCGCCCUCACUGCAGGACUCUCCGCCCUCGGCAACACGCACGUCGUCAUCUACGGCGGCCUGGCUGAACUCAUCGCUGGAUCCAUCUCCAUGGGGCUCGGCGGCUACCUUGGUGCGAAGAGCGAAGCCGAAAGCUAUGCUGCCACCCAGGUUCAGACAAGGAAGAAGAUCAUUACCGACACGGCCGGAGUCGAAGAAGACGUCAAGAACAUUGUAGAGGAUUUUGGACUGCCCGAGGAACUGAGCGACCUGGUGACGAGAAAACUUGUCGAGGGAAGUGAGGAACGGCUGGAGAAAUUUCUCAUGAAAUUCGAGCACUCACUGCCCGAGCCGCCUUCGAAUCGAGCAUUGGUGUGCGCAUUGACCAUUGCCAUGGGCUACUUCAUCGGCGGUUUCAUCCCAUUACUGCCGUACUUCUUCGUUGGAGGUGACGAUGUACAAAGAGGGCUUGUGUUGUCGGCUUGUGUCAUGGCGGUAACAUUGUUUGCUUUUGGCUAUGCGAAGACGGCGGCAGUGCAUGGGUGCAGCGGUAUGAGCGACGUGUGGAAGGGAAUCAGAGGAGGAGCGGAGAUGAUGAUCGUAGGGAGUCUGGCAGCAGGUGCGGCUAUGGGUCUUGUGGGCUUGUUCAGCCAAAGAGACCCUGUAUGA